Molecule: messenger RNA, 5084 nt
Organism: Anneissia japonica
Lineage: Eukaryota; Metazoa; Echinodermata; Crinoidea; Comatulida; Comatulidae
Product: sodium-dependent multivitamin transporter-like
Exons: 15
Coding region: 42-1982 (646 amino acids)
Biological process (GO): transmembrane transport; sodium ion transport
Cellular component (GO): membrane
Molecular function (GO): symporter activity
Source: RefSeq, a predicted model, not a curated record
UCGGCGAUCGACGAGAUGUAUUUUUGUUGAGAGACUGUAUAAUGAAAUCUAAUUUUAGUCUUUUCGUUGGUGUUUUGGUUGUUGGAGCAUUCAUUUUUUUAGUGCUAACAUCAAAAUCAGGAGCAGAUGAACGGAACGUCAAAUCCAUCAAAGCCAUGGAUAACACUGACGGCCGAGGUAACGUGCACGCAUUUGGUGUGCUUGACUACAUUAUAUUCAGUGCUAUGUUAGUGGUCUCAGCAGCUACCGGACUUUACCAUGCAUUUGCAGACAGUGGUCAAAAUACAACAGCAAGGUUCCUGAUGGCAGACAGAAGCAUGUUUAGUCUGCCGGUAGCCAUCUCCUUAUUAGCUUCCUUCUGUUCAGCAAUCACUAUCCUCGGCAUCCCUGCGGAGGUAUUUAAGCAUGGAGUCCAGUACUGGAUGGUUGUCUGGAGCUAUUUUCUGGUUCUCCCGAUAACAGCAAUCGUGUUCAUCCCAGUCUUCUACGAUUUGCAAUUAACAAGUGCAUAUGAGUACCUAGAUAGACGGUUUAGUAUGCUUAUACGUGUUUUGGGAGCAAGUCUGUUCAUUCUGCAAACUGUCUUCUACAUGGCUGUGGUUCUUUAUGCUCCUGCUCUUGCUCUUGAAGUUGUGACCAGUCUGGAAGUUUGGAAGACUGUUCUGAUGACGGGUAUUGUCUGUACAUUCUACACCUCACUUGGUGGAAUUAAAGCUGUAAUCUGGACAGACGUAUUUCAGUUUCUCGUACUUUUUGGUUCUCUCGUUGUCGUCAUCGUCUUAGGGACCAAUAGAGCUGGUGGGUUGGAGCAUGUGUGGACGUACAAUAAAGAGCAUGGACAACUCAACUUUUUUGUACCUGACACAAACCCUCUGAUGAGACUCAACAUAUGGAGCGUUGUGAUUGGUGGAACAUUCACUGCCUUACCUAUAUGGGCUGUCAGUCAGACUGCUGUUCAACGCUUUCUCACUGCAAAGGAUUUAAAGGGAGCGCAAAGGUCUAUUUGGUACUCGUUGCCAGGGAAUAUCAUAAUGAUUUCUAUUGUUGCUUUCUGUGGACUGGUUCUUUAUGCUUUCUAUGAUGGCACAACUCCAGGCAAACAAGUUCCAAAUUACAGUUCAGUAGACCAGAUUCUCAUUUACUUUGUCAGUCAAGAGUUUGGAACCAUUCCAGGAAUACAGGGUCUCUUUGUUGCCUGCCUUUUUGCUGGAACGUUAAGUACUGUGGCAUCUGGUCUGAACUCUCUGGCUGCUGUGACUCUAGUGGAUAUAGUCAAGCCUGUACGCAGUAUAAGGAAUAAAGAUGGAGGUCUUACAAGUGCAAUUCAAGAUAGACGCGAUACUUUGCUUUCAAAAGUAAUGACUUGUGGAUACGGUAUACUUAGUAUUCUAUUGGCCUAUGUAGCAUCCCAGCUUGAUGGUCUAAUACAAACAGCGAACACAGUGAUUGGUACAGCAGGAGGCCCUCUAUUGGGCUUGUUCUCUCUUGGUAUGCUCUAUCGCCGGGCAAACUCGGGUGGUGCCUUGAUAGGCCUUCUGUCUGGAUUUCUUCUUGCCUUGUGGAUCACCAUAGGAGCUAUAGUGCACACAGAUGGAGGAGAAGUUAGUGCUGAUGCCUUCUCACUGUACCAUCUCUCAUUCUUAUGGUAUAGCACUGCUUCUUUUUUUACCACAUUUUUCAUUGGCAUAGCAACAAGUGAGAUUGUACGCUGCGCUUUUGUUGAUGAGGAGCGUAAGAGUGUUGACCUCUUGACGAUGGCAAGAUUUCUCCGGCCCAAAGGUUGGAAACCGCCUUCAGCAGGGAGCACGUCCUUAGGCCUAGGAAUCGAUGACUCAUCUAGUGAGCAACUCUUAGCCCAUGAUGAUGAUGAUGAUGAUGAUGAGGACGAGGUUAAUGCUGUAGGGGGUUCAGCAACCGAUGAUAAGCACCUCUGGCAUAGUAUGGAAAGAAGUACUUACUUGAAAAAGGAGUCUGAACAUUAAACUGGAGAGCUGUAUGUUGUGAUGGCUCACGGACAGAACAGAUUUUCCACUUUUCCGAAAAAUGAAAGAAUUCAUUUUGAGGACUGACAGAUGUUGCAGCUUAUUUUAUUACCUCCGGCAAUGAGGUUAUGUAUUCACUAUUUCUUGCUGUCUCUUAGCAAUAUUACGCAAAAAAAAUAAUGAGUAAAUCAUCAUAAAAUUUAGUGAAAUUGUAAUAAUAAUCAAAGAUAGACACCAUUCAAUUUUCAGAAGAAAAGGUCAAAGGUCAUGGAAAUUCAAUUAUUUAGCCUUGAGCAUAAAAGAAAAUAAUGGAAUCGUUCCUUGUAUUCAGGUAGCACUCAAGAAAAUAAUGUAGUUUAAUACAGCGGGCGAUUCCAUUAUUUUCUUGAAGGUAUGCUGCAGAUUUGCCAGUCACACACUGCCUGCUUAUUGUUGGUAUUCAGGUACAGGGCAGAGGUAUACACUCUAUGGAGUGACUGCUCUAGUUAAUUUGUUUAUUUAUAUUCUAUGAAAAUAUGAAGUACUUCUUUUGCAGGUCAUUGGGUCCACAUGUUUAAGUGUUGCUGCUGUAAUCACCACAGAGCAGGCAGUCCCACCAGGUGGCUACCCAUUUAUACUCGUGGGUGGAGAGAAGCAAUGCAGAAAAAGCUGUCUUGCUCAAGGACACACGAAAUGCACAGUGGUGGAUUGAAAUCCCAACACCAAGGUUGGGAACCAAACCGUUCUUGCUGCGCCAAAAUUCUACAGUUUGCUCUUUGGUUUAUAUCCACCUACUGCUUUGUCCCAACAAUAUAGCCAGUAUCACUGGAAAAUUUCCUUUAUAUUCUGCAUUCUGAGUCUGAAUUUACUAGGAAGGUUGGUUCGUUGCCAAAUUUGAUUGGGACGUUUAAUAUACAGUACUUUUGAAGAGAGGAGUGGGGGAGGGGGUGUUUUGGUGAAUUUUCACUACUGGAGCAUGAUUUUUUUUUUGCUUAGGACAUGGAGGGGGAACUAAGGUUACAAGCUUUAGCAGGGGAGGGGUGCAUGGCGCCCCCCCCCCCUCUUGCAUCCCCGUAAGUAUGCCAAUGCAAGAAUAUAAGAGUGCUACCUCUAAAGGUGGGUAUACAAUAACAUAAUGCAACAAUGUACGCACAACGAAUCGUUUUUAGUGUCAAUCUGCUUGGUCUGUCAUCGAAAAUCAGCAGACAGUGUCGCCUCGUCAAGCGGUCAUCGAGAGCGGAGAUAAAUCCCUGUUGUGUACCUGGUUAAUGCAUUAUAUUCAAUAAAUUGUUACACCAAUUCAAUAUGCAAAUGACUCUUCAAAUAUGUGACUAAAUUUCAUUUGAAAUUUGGUGCACGAUGGAAUGUUUGAUUACGAAUACUGCUGUGUUCUGAUCCUAUUCCAGCAAAUCUUCGCAUUGUGAGCUGUUUCACCUGCUGCCAUUUUUCGGUGCCGAAAACACAGAUGCUUCUAACCCUAUCAAUCUAUCACUCCAUUAAUACAGCGCCAUUCAAAUGCUCUUUUCUCGAGGAAGCAAUGUUAUACUUUAUAUACUAGCGGAGGCAACUUAAAAGUGCGCAAUACAAAGAGUUUUAGUGUUGAAAAAUGUUUACUCCGAUUGUACACACAAUGCUCAUUUUUAGUUCUUUUGAUCUGACAUUGACCUGAAAAGUUGAUAACUGUUUGAUUUGAUUUUAAUUUUUUUAAAUAAGCAUUUCAAUAUUUUGAUUAAAUUGUUUAACAGUUUUUCAGUUUAUAUCACAUACAGUAUAUCUUUCAAACUAUUUUAACUUAAUUUAUUUAACAUGACCCUUCAACAUCUUAAUUAUAAGAUGUGUGAUUUUCUUUUUGGACUGUAGAGGUUGUAUUUAGGUUUUUUAUUAUUUACGUACAUUGGAAGUAUGAGAAUUAUACCAUUUAUGUAUUUUUCGACAUUUUUUCUAUGUAUGUAAUGUGCCCAGUAGUGUUACCGAUAGAAAGUUAGGGGUAAAAGCUGUGCGACUGGUGGUCGGACAAUUUUCGGUAAAGGCCACUGGGAUCUAGAAAAAUUUGACAUUUUUAGGCCAUUUUUAAAAAUUAUACAUUAAUAAUGUAGACUUAAAUUUUAACAUUCCAAUUUAAUUUCUGUAGCUGAAUUCAAAUUUAUAGAAUUGUUUAUAUUCAAUGACAAUAUAUUUAUUAUAUAUAUUUUAUAUAACACAUUAAGCUAAUAUUUUAAAGAGAACAACAGUUAUUAAAAUGUUUUUUUGACAUUAUUUUAGGACAUCUUUAAAAGGUGCAAAACUGUCUUUCAUUAGAUAAAUUUAUAUGUUGAUAAUUGACAUUUAUCUUAAAUAAAAAAAUAUUUAAAAUUUAAUGCCGUCUCUAGUUUAAAUUGUUUUCACAUUACCAAUUAGUUAUUUUCAGAUAAUUUAUUCUUUAUUAUUACAUAUUUUAACAUUUAUACAAUUUAUAUGCAUGUUGUAUUCAGUAAUCCUGUCUUCUGAGGUAAUGCCAGUCUUGAAAUGGGGGUGCUGAUAGGGGGGGGGGGAGGGGCUCGAUGAUCAGUUGAAGGGUGCUAAUUUGCAAAAUAAGGCUAUUUUAGGUGAUUUUUUAACUACUUGACCAUGAUUUCUGGGGGAGGGGUGUACCCCUUAGAUGUGCCACUGUUGUCUCCUGGUUGAAUUCAGUCAUUGCUUUACUUGUGUUUUACCUACAGUGCUGAAAUGCAAGAUAGUUGUAGCACUUUCCAUGUGCGUUCAAUACUUGCGUGUAUGUUAACACUGUAAACUUCACUGGAAAGAAAAGUGGUGGAUUGUCUGCUUUUUAAAAUAAAAAAUAAUAAUAAUUAUAAUUUAUAAUUUUCAGCCACAGCCAGGCAGGGGGUUUACAAAGGUCCAAGUCCUGGUUGUGUAUUAGAAAUUAAUUUUGGCCAUUUUUUACCAUGGAGGGCUUAGCCUUCUUUCCAUGCCCGCUGAUGCAACACUAUGUAUGUACAGCAUGUAAUACAAUAUGCAUGUACUGCAAGUGAUACGUACUGUACCAUCACAAAUGAUAAAAGAAUUGGCUGAUCUUCUGAAACCCAUUUUGUAAUGCACUUGCACAUAUUAUAACUCAGAUAUAAUAAAUACAGAUAGAAAUAA